Xenopus laevis (African clawed frog) is the source of this 2090-nucleotide messenger RNA. It is a transcript of the gene pmpcb.S, whose product is annotated as peptidase (mitochondrial processing) beta S homeolog. Gene Ontology annotation, molecular function: signal peptidase activity; metalloendopeptidase activity; metal ion binding. Gene Ontology annotation, biological process: proteolysis; protein processing. The record is from RefSeq and is marked predicted. NCBI's taxonomy places the organism in Eukaryota, Metazoa, Chordata, Amphibia, Anura, Pipidae. Gene Ontology annotation, cellular component: mitochondrion; mitochondrial matrix.
AGCUGGCUCAGCCAAGAUGGCGGCGUCCUUAAGGAGACUGAGUGGAUUUAUCGGGAGGGCUGCAGUCAGGGGUUUGGUGAGCAAAUCGCAGUCCAUAAGAUCUGGAAUAAUCAGAAAUAGGUCCACACAAGCAUUAACCCAAGCAGUUCUAAAUGUACCAGAGACUAAAGUGACUACUUUGGAGAAUGGACUAAGAGUUGCUUCAGAGGACUCUGGACUUUUAACUUGCACGGUUGGACUCUGGAUUGAUGCUGGAAGUAGGUAUGAAAACCAGAUGAAUAAUGGAACUGCACAUUUUCUGGAGCACAUGGCAUUUAAGGGAACUAAAAACCGUUCCCAGCUUGACUUGGAGCUGGAGAUUGAAAACAUGGGUGCUCAUCUUAAUGCAUACACUUCUCGAGAGCAGACUGUAUACUAUGCAAAAGCUUUCUCCAAAGAUCUACCAAGAGCAGUGGAAAUCCUUGCAGACAUUAUUCAGAACAGCACCCUAGGUGAGGCUGAGAUUGAACGGGAAAGAGGAGUCAUUCUACGGGAGAUGCAGGAAGUGGAGACCAAUCUACAAGAAGUGGUUUUUGAUUACCUACAUGCAACAGCAUAUCACAGCACUGCUCUGGGAAGGACAAUACUUGGACCCACAGAGAAUAUCAAAUCCAUAAAUCGCAACGAUUUAGUGGAGUAUAUAACAACACAUUACAAAGGACCAAGGAUAGUUCUAGCAGCUGCAGGAGGUGUAUCUCAUGACGAAUUGCAGGACUUGGCAAAGUUUCAUUUUGGUAAUUUACCAUCCAUAUAUGAUGGGGAAACCCUUCCUUCCUGCUCCUUCACAGGCAGUGAGAUCCGCGUUCGAGAUGAUAAAAUGCCACUUGCUCACAUUGCAGUUGCUGUAGAAGCAGUGGGUUGGUCCCAUCCAGACACAAUCCCACUCAUGGUAGCCAAUACACUUAUUGGAAACUGGGACAGAUCAUUUGGCAGUGGUGUGAAUUUAUCCAGUAAACUAGCCCAGCUCACAUGUCAUGGAAACCUCUGUCACAGCUUUCAGUCGUUCAACACAUGUUAUACAGACACUGGACUCUGGGGGCUCUAUAUGGUGUGUGAGCCCAACACUGUGGAAGAUAUGAUGCAUUUUGUUCAGAGAGAAUGGAUCAGACUCUGUACUAGUGUGACUGAAAAUGAGGUUGCGCGCGCUAAGAAUCUGCUAAAAACAAAUAUGUUGCUCCAGCUUGAUGGAUCCACCCCUAUUUGUGAAGAUAUUGGCAGACAGAUGUUGUGUUACAACCGCAGAAUUCCAUUGCCUGAACUUGAAGCAAGGAUUGACUUGAUCAGUGCUGAAACAAUACGUGAAGUAUGCACCAAAUAUAUUUAUAACAAGAGCCCUGCAGUUGCUGCUGUCGGCCCCAUUGGAGAACUUCCCAAUUAUGACCGAAUAAGAAGUGGAAUGUACUGGCUAAGAGAAUAAAUAGGAGGCAUCCCAACACCUGCAGCAUUGGGCAGACUUGUUGCACUCAGCUAGAUAGAUGUUGUGCUAAAAGGUUCUGACUGCGUAUACUGUACUCUAUGGAAGAACCUACAGAAUAUCCUUGCCUUCUGACCCAAGAUGGAUGAAGACUAAGCACAGGAACCAGCAUUCAGAGCAAUUCUUUGGGAAGACGUGGGAAAGUAACAUACUAUGGCAGCAAGUGAUCUCUUCAAUGUGCAUUACUAGAACUGUGUAUAACAUCUACUGUUAACAGAAUUUAUCACUUCAUAUACUGUCUGCACUUUUAUUAUAAAACAUUCAAACAUUUAGAACAUGUUCAUUUCUUAGUCUUGGUGGCAUUCAGCACUUGUUCUUGAGCAGCUUUUUUUGCUUUCACCAUUUCCACCAAUUCCUAGAGAGAGAAGAGAACUGUCAGCAUACAGAUGCAAACCUUGUGCAACUAAAUGCAAGAAAAAUGGUUAUUUACAAGGGAAUAUGACUUGCACUGACUUACUCAAAGAAUAAUAGUUUUUAUUGUAACCAGCCGUGCAACCUAACACAGGUACAAGACUGCAAUAUUGUGUGGUUGCCCUCAAUCUACAAGUUAAAAAAUAAAAGCAAAGGUCUGACUGGU